CCUCAAGGCCACAUGAUGUCUUUGCCUUUCUAUCAGAAGUCUCAUCAGCACUAUGAUCUCAGCUACCGCAACAAGGACCUACGCACUACCAUGAGCCACUACCAGCAGGAGAAGAAGCGAUCUGCCAUCUACACCCAUGGCUCCACAGCCUACAGCAGCCGCUCCUCUGCGGCACACCGCCAGGAAUCAGAGGCCUCUAGCCAGGUGUCUGCUUCCUCCUACCAGCAGCAGGCCUCUCAGGCCUACAGUCUUGGGGCCACACAAUACUCUGGUUCUGAAGUCAGUCGGAAGGCAGCUUCAGCCUAUGAUUAUGGCUACUCUCACGGACUUACAGAUACCAGUCUGCUGUUGGAAGAUUACUCAUCCAAGUUGAGCCCUAAAAUAAAGAGAGCCAAGCACAGCCUUCUGUCUGGAGAGGAGAAAGAAAACUUAGCAAGCAACUACAUGGUGCCUAUAUUCUCUGGACGUCAAGUGCAUGUCAGUGGAAUUACAGAUACAGAAGAAGAAAGAAUUAAAGAAGCUGCUGCUUACAUAGCCCAGAGGAAUCUUCUUGCUAGUGAGGAAGGACUUAUGACCUCCAAACAAUCUACAACAUCCAAGCAGUCCAAGGUCUCCAAGCAGGCCACAUCCACCUUUCAACAGGAAGAAACUUUUGAAAAGAAGUCAAGGAAAGUUGCAGUGCGAGAAAAGGCAGAACAGCUCUCACUGAGAAAAACAUUAGAGGAAACCCAGGCAUAUCAUGGAAAACUGAAUGAAGACCAUCUUCUGCAUGCUCCUGAGUUUAUCAUUAAACCUCGUUCACACACAGUUUGGGAAAAAGAGAAUGUAAAAAUACAUUGUUCUGUAGCAGGCUGGCCAGAGCCUCACCUCACAUGGUAUAAAAAUCAAGUGCCAAUAAAUGUGCAUGCGAACCCUGGGAAGUAUAUUAUUGGAAGUCGAUAUGGAAUGCACACUCUGGAGAUUAACGAAUGUGACUUUGAAGACACAGCUCAGUACCGGGCAUCGGCGAUGAAUGUUAAAGGAGAGCUUUCAGCCUAUGCUUCAGUUGUGGUAAAGAGAUAUAAGGGAGAGUUUGAUGAGACUCGCUUCCAUGCUGGCGCUUCCACCAUGCCUCUCAGCUUUGCUGUGACCCCUUAUGGUUAUGCAUCCAAGUUUGACAUCCACUUUGAUGAUAAGUUUGAUGUGUCUUUUGGGAGAGAGGGAGAGACGAUGAGUCUGGGCUGCCGGGUAGUGAUCACUCCUGAAAUUAAGCAUUUCCAGCCAGAGGUCCAGUGGUACAGAAAUGGGGCACCUGUUUCUCCAUCAAAAUGGGUGCAACUAUAUUGGAGUGGAGAUCGGGCAACACUGACAUUUUCUCAUCUCAACAAAGAAGAUGAAGGCCUUUAUACCAUCCGUGUUCGAAUGGGAGAAUACUAUGAGCAAUACAGCGCUUAUGUCUUUGUUCGAGAUGCUGAUGCAGAGAUUGAAGGAGCCCCUGCUGCACCCCUGGAUGUGAUGUGCUUGGAUGCCAACAAGGAUUACAUCAUCAUCUCUUGGAAGCAGCCAGCUGUGGAUGGAGGGAGCCCUAUUCUGGGAUAUUUUAUUGAUAAGUGUGAGGUAGGCACAGAUUGCUGGUCUCAGUGCAAUGACACACCUGUGAAGUUUGCUCGCUUUCCAGUCACUGGAUUGAUAGAAGGUCGUUCAUACAUAUUCCGAGUUCGAGCUGUGAAUGAAGCUGGAAUAGGUCUACCAUCUCGAGUCUCUGAGCCUGUGGCUGCUCUGGACCCAGCUGAGAAAGCUAGACUUAAAAGUCGCCCUUCAGCACCCUGGACUGGACAGAUCAUUGUCACUGAAGAGGAACCUACGGAGGGAAUUGUUCCUGGUCCCCCCACAGACCUCUCUGUCACUGAGGCCACUCGGAGCUAUGUAGUGCUAAGCUGGAAGCCGCCCGGCCAACGUGGCCAUGAAGGCAUUAUGUACUUUGUGGAAAAGUGUGACGCAGGGACAGAAAACUGGCAGCGAGUGAACACAGAGCUCCCCGUAAAGUCUCCUCGCUUUGCUCUGUUCGACCUGGCUGAAGGAAAAUCCUACUGCUUUCGUGUCCGCUGUUCUAAUUCAGCGGGAGUUGGUGAACCGUCAGAGCCAACGGAAGUGACCGUGGUAGGGGACAAACUUGAUAUUCCCAAGGCUCCUGGCAAAAUCAUCCCGAGUCGAAACACUGAUACUUCAGUGGUGGUUUCGUGGGAGGAGUCCAAAGACGUCACUGAACUGGUUGGGUACUACAUUGAGUCCAGUGUAGUUGGCUCUGGAAAGUGGGAGCCUUGUAACAACAACCCAGUAAAGGGCUCACGAUUUACUUGUCAUGGACUGGCUACUGGUCAGAAUUAUAUUUUCCGGGUCAGAGCAGUUAAUGCAGCUGGACUUAGUGAAUAUUCCCAGGAUUCAGAAGCCAUUGAAGUCAAAGCUGCUAUUGCGGCACCAUCCCCACCCUACGACAUCACUUGUCUUGAAAGUUUUCGUGACUCAAUGGUUCUUGGAUGGAAGCAACCAGUUAAGACUGGUGGGGCUGAAAUCACUGGCUAUUAUGUGAACUAUCGUGAGGUAACGGAUGGGAUACCAGGAAAAUGGAGAGAAGCCAACAUCAAGGCUGUCAGUGAUGCAGCAUACAAGAUUAGCGAAUUGAAGGAGAACACGGUAUAUCAGUUCCAAGUGGCAGCCAUGAACAUUGCAGGGUUGGGGGCACCCUCUGCAGUCAGUGAAUGCUUCAAGUGUGAAGAAUGGACCAUUGCUGUUCCAGGACCACCGCAUAGUCUUAAAUACAGUGAAGUCAGGAAGAACUCCCUGGUUCUCCAGUGGAAACCUCCAGUCUACUCUGGGCGGACUCCAGUCACUGGUUACUUUGUAGACUUGAAGGAAACCAGUGCCAAAGACGACCAAUGGCGAGGACUCAAUAAAGCAGCCAUUCAAAACAAAUACCUGAAGGUGGACGGCCUCAAGGAGGGCAUCAGCUAUGUUUUCCGUGUCCGAGCUAUCAACCAGGCAGGUGUUGGGAAGCCUUCUGAUCUUGCUGGCCCUGUUGUGGCAGAAACACGUCCAGGAACCAAAGAGGUGGUUGUAAAUGUGGAUGAUGAUGGAGUUAUUUCAUUGAACUUUGAAUGUGAUCAGAUGACUCCAAAGUCAGAAUUCACUUGGUCCAAAGAUUAUGUAUCUACUGAGGAUUCUGCACGAUUAGAAGUGGAAAGCAAAGGCAACAAGACAAAACUGACUUUCAAAGACCUCGGGACCGAUGACUUAGGCAUUUACUCUUGCGAUGUAACAGACACUGAUGGAAUAGCAUCAAGCUACCUAAUAGAUGAAGCAGAAAUGAAACGUUUGCUUGCUCUCAGCCAGGAACACAAGUUCCCAACUGUUCCAUCUAAAUCAGAGUUGGCAGUUGAAAUUUUGGAGAAAGGUCAGGUCCGGUUUUGGAUGCAGGCUGAGAAGCUGUCAGGCAAUGCCAAAGUUAACUACAUAUUUAAUGAAAAGGAAAUUUUUGAGGGGCCGAAAUACAAGAUGCAUAUUGACCGAAACACUGGCAUAAUUGAAAUGUUCAUGGAAAAGCUACAGGAUGAGGAUGAGGGAACAUAUACUUUCCAGAUUCAAGAUGGAAAAGCAACUGGUCAUUCUACUCUGGUCCUCAUUGGAGAUGUUUAUAAAGAACUCCAGAAAGAAGCAGAAUUCCAGCGGCAAGAAUGGAUCAGGAAGCAAGGUCCACAUUUUGCUGAGUAUUUGAGCUGGGAAGUGACUGGUGAAUGUAAUGUACUAUUGAAAUGCAAGGUGGCAAAUAUUAAGAAGGAAACACAUAUUGUUUGGUAUAAAGAUGAGAGGGAAAUAUCAGUGGAUGAAAAGCAUGACUUUAAGGAUGGCAUCUGCACCCUGCUGAUAACAGAGUUUUCCAAGAAAGAUGCUGGUUUUUAUGAAGUUAUCCUGAAAGAUGACCGAGGAAAAGAUAAGAGCAGAUUGAAGCUUGUAGAUGAAGCCUUCAAAGAACUGAUGACGGAAGUAUGCCGGAAAAUAGCCUUGUCUGCUACUGAUCUGAAAAUCCAAAGCACAGCUGAGGGCAUCCGACUAUACUCUUUUGUUACUUACUACCUGGAUGAUUUGAAAGUGAACUGGUCCCACAAUGGGACUGAUAUUAAGUUCACAGACAGGGUUAAAAGUGGGGUCACUGGGGAGCAGAUCUGGCUACAAAUCAAUGAGCCCACUCCAAAUGAUAAAGGGAAAUAUAUAAUGGAGCUCUUUGAUGGCAAAACUGGGCACCAGAAAACAGUGGAUCUUUCUGGACAAGCAUUUGAUGAAGCAUUUGCCGAAUUCCAGAGGUUAAAACAAGCUGCCAUUGCGGAGAAAAAUCGUGCCCGGGUGUUGGGUGGGCUGCCUGAUGUGGUUACCAUCCAGGAGGGCAAGGCUCUCAAUCUCACAUGCACCGUGUGGGGAGACCCUGCCCCAGAGGUGUCCUGGCUGAAGAAUGAGAAGCCACUGGUCUCAGAUGACCACUGCAACCUCAGGUUCGAGUCUGGGAAGACAGCGUUCUUCACCAUCUCAGGCGUGAGCACUGCUGACUCGGGCAAGUACGGACUGGUGGUGAAGAAUAAGUAUGGCUCCGAGACCAGCGACUUCACUGUCAGUGUGUUCAUCCCGGAGGAGGAGGCCAGGAAGGCCGCAGCCGAGCCCCAGAAAGGCAACAUGAAGUCUAAGUGAAUGGAGACUGGGCAGGUGUUAGUAGAGCCAGGCUGAGCCAGCAGCACCACUUGAGCUGUUCUGUGUGAAUGGUUGAGGCUGAAGAUAAGGAAAUUGUGAUUGAGUUCUCCUUUCUAUUUUGUGCUGGCUUGAAGGAAAAUAUUCCUAUUUGUAAAGCACCAGCUAGUAAGAUGUUCAUAGUUUUUCUUUAUUUACAACUUAUGUGUUGAGAAAAUACCAAUAGUAGAAACAUUAGGAAAUGAUUUGAAGGAAAAGAGCCAAAUCAUGUUGGAGAGAUGUGCCAGAGGGCAGAGGAAUGUGCUGUGGGACAGAGUUUGAACUGAAUGGGUUUUUUUUUUCCAGCAAGUUCUCCAGGACGGUGGUUACAGUUGUGCAUUCUACUAAAUAGAGGCAGCUGUGAUGUCCAUAAGUGUGAUAUGCUUUUACAACAGUGAGGUGCGUGUCUCCUGGCAGCCUCGUGAU
Molecule: messenger RNA, 5178 nt
Organism: Dipodomys ordii (Ord's kangaroo rat)
Lineage: Eukaryota; Metazoa; Chordata; Mammalia; Rodentia; Heteromyidae
Gene: Myom1
Product: myomesin 1
Exons: 36
Coding region: 13-4716 (1567 amino acids)
Molecular function (GO): protein binding
Source: RefSeq, a predicted model, not a curated record